Striga hermonthica is the source of this 330-nucleotide messenger RNA. The record is from the annotation of a GenBank genome assembly. Lineage: Eukaryota; Viridiplantae; Streptophyta; Magnoliopsida; Lamiales; Orobanchaceae.
AUGAGCUCUUUGGAACUUCUGGAAAUGGAAAGGCCACCUCCCAAAAUCAUCAAACACGACUCCCUCUCCAUUUAUGAGUCCACUCUUCUGAAACUCAAGCAAGGCUCUCAUUGUAACCCGAGUUGCAGAACUGAGGACUCAGUUAAGAAUGACAAUGACACACAUUGUAUUAUGACAACUGAUUUGCAAAACGAGGCUGCUAUUACUGCCAAUUCUGAUUCUUCCUCAAACUCAAGCUCAGAUUUUCAAUCUACGGGCUCGUCAAGGGAGCAAGGGGCCCCAAAAUAUAAGCAUGUUAACCAUCUUCAGUCUCAUCCUGUUGAGUCUUGA